AUGACUCAGCCGGCGCCCAAGCCUCCCGCGGGCCCCGAGGAGGAGGCGGCGGUGGCGGUGGCGGUGGCGGUGGCUGUGGCGGCGCCCAAGGGGAAGGGCUCGGGGCCGAGCGCCAGGAAGGGCAAGGGGCAGAUCGAGAAGAGGAAGCUGCGGGAGAAGCGCCGCUCCACCGGCGUCGUCAACAUCCCGGCCGCCGAGAGUCUAGAUGAAUAUGAUGAUGAUGAAGCAGGACAGAAGGAGCGUAAGAAGGAAGAUUCUAUUACCCUGCAGAAUACAAUGCAAAAUGAGUCUGCCAGCACAGACCCAGGGAGUUCAUACUUAUUGCAGGACUCCUCUAGGAUGGUUUCAAGCCGAUAUAAAAGCACAACUAAUGCACCUGAAGAUGACGUCCCAAAUCGAUAUUCCCGAACCGACAGGACAGGAUAUAGCAGAUGCAGCAGGGAUGCAAAUUCUUCUGGGAGCUCUGUACCAAACACUGUUUUGGAAAAGAGAAUUGAAGAACUUGAAAGGGAACUAGCAAAGGAGAAACAAGAAAAUGUGAGAUUAGUGAAGAUGACACAAGACAAGGAGGAACUGAUUGGGAAGCUGAAGGAAGAAAUCGAUUUAUUAAACAGAGAUCUAGAUGAUAUUGAAGAUGAAAAUGAACAAUUAAAGCAGGAAAAUAAGACACUCUUAAAAGUUGUUGGACAGCUGACAAGGUAGAAGAUUCAAGCCUCAGUGAGGAGAGAGAUUUAAAAACUACUGAUUGUAUGUUAUGGUCAAUAUUAUAAUAAUACUUCUUAUGUUGCAGUAUGUUAAAAUAACUGUCUUUAUAUUUAUUACUAGAAAACCGGAUGGAUGUUUAUUUUCAUAAUGGUCUCUAUUUUGCUCAAGGAAAUGGCAUCAAUUUGUGUAGAUUUUUAACCUUACCUGUCACAUCAAGAAUAAUUAACAAUGUUGAUGUCUUUCAAAAUACUAAAUCCACGAUGGUUAUAUUCGGUUUUUGUAUCCUCAGAUUAUAUAUUGUCAAGUCACAAUAUUUUAAAAUCAGAGCACCAAGAUCACUUGUGGUCUAUGUGGGUAUAUAUUUUUUCUUGAAUGAAAAGAAAAAAUAGAAAUAAGCUUUGUUUACAUAGAUCCAAAAUAUAUAUAUUUGGGACCUAUUUGCUUUUUGUUUAAACAGCUGUAAAGUGCAGAUGCCUUAUUACUGAUGUGUAACAUUUUGCAGAUUGUUUUGUCCAAAAAAUCUUGUAUGUUGAGAUUUUUACUAUGUUGGAAAGACUGACAAUGGUAGUAUAGCAUUUUUCUUCUAUACUAGGGGAGGGGAGAUAAGUUGUUUUCUAAAAACUGUUUCAAUAAAAUACCUACCAUUAUUAAUGUUAAGGGUUUUUUAGUACCGUACUUAAGUUGUGCACUAUAAUAUAUCACAAUGCUUUUGCUUUAACAGCGAAAUGCAAGCUUACUAUCCUAUAGUAAGUUUGUUUUGUGUGUUUAGAACAUAAACAAAGCCUGGAGCUUUCUUUUUUGCAGAAGUAUUACAACAAUUAUAAUUUAAAUCUACCUAUUUUAAAUUGUUAGCGCUCAUAAUAACUGUGAGUAAUGCUUUUGAAAGCUGUGAUAAAACUUGCUCAUGUAUUUAACACUAAAAGGGAACUUUCAUAAAUUAUUCAGGCCCUUCCAGAACAUUUAAUGUAUGAAAUACAGAAAAAUUCAGCCCUGGUUGAGUAAAAGCUUGCGUAUUCACUUAAAUUAAGCCACUUACAACAAAACUACUACUUCAUGGUGCAAGAUGGCAUUUUCAUUGAAUAUAAAGCAUUGACUUCUGUUGUGCCUUGGACAGACAUUACAUUUGUGGCGCAGCAAAAGUCAAAUGGACACACGUGCAUAUCCCCUGCAGCACAGCAGAGAUUGACACUACAAAAAUGGUACCAGCUUCCCAGAAAUGAUCUGGUUUGAAACAGAAACUUCUCUGCAGCUCUGUGUUUUAUAGUUCUACAUGUAAUGUGAUCAGGUGCAUGUAGUGCUAUAGGGGGGUGGGGAGAAAGGGGCAGACUCUUGGUCCCCUCACAUCACAUUCUCCCUUCCCCUUUCUGCUCUGGGGCGGGGAUGGGGGAAUGGAGAGCAUCUGAUUCUCCUAUAGACCACCAAAAUCUGGAGCUGCACCUCCGCUCACCACAGUGAGCUGUCACAGCAGCAGCUGUUUGGAGACCCUGCUACAGCAGCUGCUGAUGCUGAGGCAUUGGGGACAACUGUCACUCCAGUAGCAGAAAAGACUACCAGGGCAGUGGGCUUGCAACAGCUCUCCAGGGUGGGGGCUGUCAGCAUCUGGUGUUGUCUGUCAUAGGGGUAGCAAUGAUUUUUCUCAUCAUCAGUCUCCCUAGGAGGGUGGCAAGCUGUCAGGUAGUGCGCCUCUAUCAUUGACAUAGCAGUUCAUUGCCUGCCAUGGGAGACUGACAGCCUGCCUAGUCCCCUGGUCCUGGCAGAGGAGAGGGCAGGCUCUCAGUGAUUGGGGUUACUGGCAAGCUGCCCUGGGGCCUGGGGAAGUGAGGAAGCAGCCUCCACUCAGCCUCUAGCUGGAAAGCAUGCCUUUGGUGCAACUCACCUUCCCCUCCCUUUUAGUAUCUUAAAAUGUCAACAUAUGAAUAAGUUAGGCUCGCCAUGUACUGACAUUUGCCCACAGCUUUCUUUUUGAAUUAGAAACUUUUUUAUGUUUAAUAGUAUUAAGCAAUUCUUGAAUUUUAAAUUCAGGACUUGCUACUCGUAUGAUGGAUGUUUUCUUUUUGCUCUGUGUAUUAAGUAGUUCUCAUCGGUUUUUAUAUUCUAAUGAGACAGCAUUAAUGUACCUCUGUGUACAUAUGCAUUUACAAUGCCCAACCUGAUCUUAGAAAUUCCCAUAAAUUGCACCAUGAAGACCCAAUAUUCCUUAGCUGAUAACCCCAAAGAUCUUGUAAGAUUUCUGGAAGGAGGUAUUUCAAUCACUGAAGUACUUUAUGGUAACUUGCAGUAUUGUUUGGCUCUUGUGAGAAGUUUUUUAAUCCUUUUCUAUAAAAUGAUACAUUGUGUAGAUUGCUAACAGUUGUCUAGCCAUUACCUUUUAACUUAACAAGGGUAUAGUUAAAAUCAACUGAAAUAUAAAGCAAGCUUUUAUUCUAAGAAAUGUUAUGGGGAUUGUAUUAACUGCCCAAGCAAAAAUGCUCUUUUGGAUCCUGAAUGGUUGACUUUUCCUCAAAUGCAACUGUUUACUACAGGACUGUUAAGAAUAAAUAUAAAUUAUGAAGACUUAAACAUCAGGGAUAUCCAAACUGAGCAAUAUGUUAAGCCCUAGAGUGAAAACCUACCUCAUAUGCACUGUUGUAUGUUUCCUAAGAUCUGGCUAUUUUUACAUUGAAGAUAACAUGCAAGAGGUUUGGAGGAUCACUAAUAUUCUAAUACAGAUUUUGCAGAUGAAUUCCAUGGGGAUUUCUGAACAUUCAUCUCUUAAAAAUCGGACCAAACUGCAGACUUAGCAUAUACAUUUCUCUGUAUUUUUACAUAAUGAAUGGCACAUGACAUGUUUUACAGUGGAUGAGUUCCUAGGCUUUAACUGCAUAUUGUCCUGAUAAUGCAGUGCGAUUUCUCCAAUAGCUCUGUGAUUCUCAAGUACUGUUGCUUACAUCCAAAGAUCUGAAGCUUAACACAGCAUGUUGAGGUUUGUUUCCAUGAAUGAUAUGCAUUUCUGAUUUGGAUUUUUCCCCAGAUAGAAACUGAACAGCACAUGCAUUUAUUGCCUUUUAAAAGAACUCAGGCAACUUAGUUUUCAUUAAAAAAAUUAGCUAGUCACCCCUCAGCUACUAGAGGUACUUUAUUACCCCAGAAAUACAGCCUAUAUUUUCAGAUUGGCAUUUUUCUAUCUUUAAAGCAAACUUUCCCCCUUUCUAUGAUGAGGAUUUGUAUUAUAUGUUCAGAUGUAUAUAUUUUUCUUUAGAUGUGGUUUGAAAUGGGGAGUAGUAUAUUUGAUAUUAAGUGACCUUAAAAUGGAUUUCUUGGUAACAAGAAAUGAAUAGAUAGCCUUAAUGUAUGAAACAGACUAAUAGUUUUUCAUUCAGCUAUAUAGAGAAAUAGAUGUAGUGUGAUUGAUUGUCAUAAACAUCAUUCAGUAUAAAGAACUUUGCAUAUAGUGAAAGCCAACCAAUUUUAAUCUACAUCAAGAUGCAUUUGGCUUGCCUAGUGUUACUGCAGUGCAGAGAUUUCUUGAAGAUCAAAUUCCUUUGUAAAAUUGACUGUCACGGUGCAAAGUGUAGAUUUCAGCUAUUAUUUUGGAGCAAGUUCUGUAAUCAAAUAACUCAGUAGUAACAGUCAAGUAGCUGAUUAUUGGGAACAUAAAUUAAGCAAAUAAGAUUUUUUUAUAAAUGUAGGCAUUUCCUAUCAGCCUCUCAGUAUUUCUUGAAUUCAAGGACUCAUCUUUAUGAAGAUGUCAGUUGUGUCAGUACAUUUUCGUCAGUAUUAAUAACCGAAACUGCUGGUGUCACAGACAAGAAAGAUGGCCAUUCCCAUUAAGAGAAACUGACAGGCAAACAGUGAUUUUUUUUUUUAACUGAUUCAGUUCACAGUACCAGCCACCAAGAAGGAAAUAUUUUAAAGCUAAAAUAUUUUUAUUAUAAGUUUUCAAAAACAAAGUAGAAAUUUGUACAAGUUAGCUACUAGGACAAGUAAAUUAACAGCAAGCUUCACUUUCACUACAGAUCAAUCAAUUCCCAAUCAAUUUUGGUGUCAAUGCUUCCUAGGGAUCACUUCUUUGUUUAAGCAUUUAUGUAAAACCACUUAUAUGUACGCAGGACACACGUGACUUAAAGAUGCAAUAAUUGGAUCAAGUCGUGAUUUUAAAAUGUGUUGACUUACUGUAAAUCACAUUAUUUGUGUAUCAUUUCUCAUACCACUGUAGAUGUACAUUAUUCUUUUGAUGUAGCUUUGUUGCUAUUAUUUUUGGAUUUCUGGUAUACUGUUCAAGGGCUGUGGUUAAGUGGGAUUUUUUUUUCUGGCAAAAUUGUUAUAGUUGGGUUUUUCAUUUAAAAUGUUUUCAUAGUCAUAAGCCAGAGUCUUUAUAUACAGUCAUUUUUAAAAUAUAAGUUUUAUGCAUUUUAAAAGUUGAAACAUCACCUAAUUUUAAGAACUAAAUAUCCAUUUUAUUUUUGAACAUUGGAUACAGCUGUUGUUUCCUAUCUUAUGGUAACAUCUGUUUCUAAAGUUAUGUUGAGAGACUUACUUUUGCAGGUAAAAAACAUGCCUAUUAAUCUAACAAUACAGACUGUGCGCCUUUUUAUCAAAAUAAAAACAAAAUGAUUUUUAA
Molecule: messenger RNA, 5305 nt
Organism: Gavialis gangeticus (Gharial)
Lineage: Eukaryota; Metazoa; Chordata; Crocodylia; Gavialidae
Gene: PAWR
Product: pro-apoptotic WT1 regulator
Exons: 7
Coding region: 1-702 (233 amino acids)
Biological process (GO): apoptotic process; positive regulation of apoptotic process
Cellular component (GO): cytoplasm
Source: RefSeq, a predicted model, not a curated record